Molecule: messenger RNA, 3354 nt
Organism: Epinephelus fuscoguttatus (brown-marbled grouper)
Lineage: Eukaryota; Metazoa; Chordata; Actinopteri; Perciformes; Serranidae
Product: cytochrome P450 3A40-like
Exons: 13
Coding region: 86-1582 (498 amino acids)
Molecular function (GO): steroid hydroxylase activity; oxidoreductase activity, acting on paired donors, with incorporation or reduction of molecular oxygen, reduced flavin or flavoprotein as one donor, and incorporation of one atom of oxygen; heme binding
Source: RefSeq, a predicted model, not a curated record
CCACCUCCGGCCCACAGUUACUUUAUCUUCGCAUUUCCUCAACUACACUAGUGCGUCAUCAGCUCUCCGUCGGAACAAGGUCAAGAUGUUCGCCUUCACCUGGUUUUCACCGAGCACCUGGACUUUACUGGCUCUGUUUGUCACCCUGCUGUUACUGUAUAGCAUUUGGCCAUACAGGUUUUUCAGAAAGCUGGGUAUACCCGGACCAAGACCUCUGCCUUUUGUCGGAACAAUGCUGAACAUGAGAAAGGGGUUGAUUCCUUUCGACCGUGAGUGCAUGGCCAAGUAUGGAGAUGUCUGGGGGUUGUACGACGGACGAUCACCAUUUUUGAUGGUGUCUGACCCUGAGAUCAUCAAAACGGUGAUGGUGAAGGAGUGCUACUCUGCGUUUACCAACCGCAGGGAAAAUACCAUAGGUGGACCUUUGGCUGACGCAAUUACAGCCGUGAAGGAUGAAAGGUGGAAGAGAAUACGGAGCACUUUAUCACCGUGUUUCACCAGUGGACGACUGAAACAGGUUUUCCCCAUUGUCGCUCGCUACGCAGACCGACUCGCUGAAAAACUUGGACGGACAAAUUUGGAUGAACCUGUCGAUGUCAAACAAUUCGUGGCACCUUAUAGUUUAGAUGUUGUGACCAGCGCAUCUUUCAGUGUCGAGGCAAAUGCCAUAAACGAUCCAGAUGACCCCAUUGUUGUUCAUAUCAAGAAGGUUAUGAACUUCAGAUUUUGGAUCUUUUUCUUAUUAAUGAUAUUUCCCUUUGGUUCCCGUCUGUUGAACCUCCUGAAGAUUGACAUCAUAUCCACACCCAGUGUGGAUUACUUCUACAACAUCAUCAAAAGAUUUAAAGAUGAGCAUCGUGAAGAUGAAUCUGUGCGAGCUGACUUCCUGCAGGUGAUGGUUCAGAGUGAGAUACCAGAAACAGACAUAAAGAGCGAACACGACCAGCCAAGCAAAGGUUUGACUGAGCACGAGAUCCUUUCCCAGGCUUUCAUUUUCAUCUUUGGUGGCUAUGAGACCACCAGCACCACUCUCACUUACAUCCUUUACAAUCUGGCCACCCACCCUGAAGCAUUGCAGACGCUGCAUGAAGAAAUUGAUGCCAACAUACCGAAAGAUGCUCCCAUUUCAUACGAGGACGUGGUCGGUCUCGAGUACCUGGACCAGGUUCUUUGUGAGUCACAGCGUUUGCUUCCCACUGCACCUCGGCUUGAGAGGAUGUGCAAGAAAACUGUCCAGGUACACGGCCUCACCAUCCCUGAAGGAACCAUGGUUGGGAUUCCUGUGCACAUGUUACACAUGGACCCACGCUUUUGGAGCUCACCUGAGCUUUUCAGGCCAGAGAGGUUCAGUAAAGACAGUGGGGAGGAGGUGAACCCGUACGCCUACAUGCCGUUCGGUCUCGGCCCUCGUAACUGUGUUGGGAUGCGCUACGCUCUCCUCACCAUGAAGAUGGUAAUUGUCCGUCUCCUGCAGAGUUACACUUUGGAAACAUGCAAAGACACCGUGAUCCCGCUGGGGUUUGACUGGAAGUUCCAGCCGAUGAAGCCAGUAAAACUCCAGUUUGCUCGCAGACAACAGUAAUCAAAAAGGAAGCAUCUCAGAGUACACCUUAAUUAUGAAUUCCUAUUGAAAUCACUAUUUUGUAAUUGUUUUAACGUGUUGUAACUACUGACAGGAUGGCAGAGGUGGGGGAUGACGUGACUCAAGUGACUGAUAAAACACUCCACUUGACUUUGACUUGGUAUCCAUGACUUGAGACUUGAGUUUGACCUGCUCAGCUCACGUUUGGGGACUUUGACAGUGUGUUAUUAUCUCCCCUGCUCUCUGACAGCAGCAGGUAUGUUAUGUGAGUGGUGUGUCGUUCAUUCGGAGUAGGAGAGGAAGUAUUUAAAUUGUUUAAUCUAGCCGUCACGAGUCAGUUCAUAGGAGGACCCAAAUGCAGGCCAACAGGCAGAGUCUUUAACAAAACAAAUGAAAGCAGAACAAAAAAACAAACUGAACAGGGAUGAGCACAGGAAAAAUGCAGGGAUGAAGGCAGGAACGACCAGAGAGUGCGCCCAGGAGGAACACAGGAUCAACCCAGAAAACUAAUCACAAGAACGAGACACAGCUGGAGUAGGAGGACACAACCAGGGUGGAGCAAACAAGACUAAUACAGAACAGGUGUGAAGGGAAGACUCUGGGAACAGGGAGGGACUAACGAGCCAGGUGUGUCAGAAAACUGGCGGGAAAGUACACAAAGACAGGAAACAAAACCAGACACGACACAUGAGGAGAGAAUCUACAGAAUAAAACAGGAAGCAGAUUAAACAUGAACGAACAACAUGAACCAAGGAACACGAACAGAAACCUCCUCGACAAAGUCCAUAGGAUAACAGAAUAUGAACAAACCCAGGAUCAGGACACUAGUAAACGCAACUGCAAAAUCUUAAUUUGUUAAGUAACCAGUAACUGAAGCUGUCAGAUAAAUGCAGUGGAGUAAAGGUAGACGGUGACAUGACAAGAAAAGAUUUGCACUGACAGUAUCUGAGCUCGUGUGUUCGGUUACAUUCCACCACUGAGUGCAGCUUAUGUUACAUUAUCUUUAUGAGUGUGUGAGCAUGACUUGACUCGUGAUGUGCUUGACUUAUAUCAAGGACUUUAGACAUGCUUAUGACAUCCACAUGUGUGACUUACUCCCACCUCUGCAGGAUGGCAAGUUUGUACAGAAAGUAUUUAUACCGCCUAAACUCAUAGACUUAGCAUUUAAAGGGACAGUUCACCCAAAAAUAAAAUAUAUAUAUAUGUAAUUUUCCUCUUACCUGUAGUGCUGUUUAUCAGUCCAGAUUGUUUUGGUGUGAGUUGCUGAGUGUUGGAGAUAUUGGCCGUAGUCUGUCUGCCUGCCUUUGCUUUAACAUAAUAGAACCAGAUGGCACUCAGCUUGUGGUGCUAAAAGCAUCAAAAAAUACACUUGGAAAAACUCAGCAGCAAUGUCUCUUUCCAGAAGUCGUGACCCGGUUACCCAAUAAUCCACAGACCUUGUUGUGAGCAGUUACACGUAGGAAGUUACAUCCGCUAACCGAAUCAAUGUGCAGGAGGAGUCAUGAAUGAGCGGAAAAUAUGUAUUUUUGAUUUGGGGGUGAACUGUCCUUUUAAAACUCAACGCACCUUUGUUACUGAAACAUAUUCAUAACAGACCUAUUUGUAAGGGGCAGAUUAUAGAAUAUAAAACAACUUGAUUCGAGCACCUAUUUAGUUUAAUUUUGCAUUAGCUCUGCAUCAGUGUAGAGGAUUUUAAUGCAAAAGUCUGUUAAUUGACACACUUAACUGCACAAGCUUUGUAAUCUAACAAAAUUACAACCCACUUCAUUGUC